ACUUCAUUGUGCGUGCGCAUUAGCUUACACAAGCGAAGCGACCAACGCUUGCAGCACAAAUAAGCAGACUUCGAGCACGCAACAAAGUAGCUACUUGAAUUUGUGAAGCCUUAGGUGCCCUGUUUCAGCGGUCGACAUGCUGCUAUGGGACCGCGCCACGCACGUCUUCUUUCUGCGGGCGCUUGCGAAGCACAAAAUCCCCGGCUCCACCAAGGGUGGCGUACUGGGCGACAUCGCAACAUGGAUGGUGGUGAAGGAGCUGGUGCGGCCCGCCACGGCCCACACCAAGUCCGACUUCGUGCAGUGUCUGGUGGGCGGCCAGCUACCGCCCAGCUACAGCCUGCCCUGGUGCGGCCCCAGCGGCAGGAUGGAGGCGGCGGCGCCCACGGGCGAGGGCGGCGGUCUGGGCACGCCCACGGCCCAGGCCAUGUUCGGACCCACCACCUACUUCGCCAGCCACGCCUGGAGCUACAAGUUCAGUGAGCUUGUGGAGCUGCUGGAGGCGCACUACGCCGCGCUGCCGGCCAGCCAGGGCGGGGCGGCCUACGUGCCCGUGUUCUACUGGGUGGACAUCCUGGCUGUGACGCAGCACUUCACUGGAGACUUCAAGGACCACCCCGACUCCAACUUCCCGGGCGUGAUCCGCGCCAGCCAGGCCGUGCUGUUCACCAUGCACCCCUGGCGCAGCCCCGUGGCGCCGACCCGCGUGUGGUGCCUGUUCGAGGCGCUCACAGCCGUGGAGAGCAAGGGUGUGGGCCUUGAGGUGCUGCUGGACACUCGCGACAGCGCCGACACGCGGCCGCAGACGCUGCUGGCCAUUGUCAGCUCCAUCAACGUGCUCACGGCGCAGGCCACGGUGGCCUCCGACAAGUCCUACAUCAUGGACUGUAUCGCCAAAGGGCUGGGCGCCGCCGCCUUCAACGCCACACUCAAACGCCUGCUGCGGGCCGCGCUGCUGGACACCAUGGUACGCAAGGCCUUCCGCGGCGCCCGUACGGCCGAUGACGCCGUGUCGUACGGACCCCUGGUGGAGCUGCUCAAGACCAACGGCCGCAACCUGCCCAACGGUGUGGUGGACGUACCCAAAAUGAUGCCGUACGCCGCCGUAACCGACGUCAUCAGCCUGGUCAGCAGUUACUCCGCCGCCAACUGCCCGCGCGUGCUCGUCCUGUCGGGCCGCGACGGCUGUACGGAGGAGCGGCACCGCCGCCACGUGGGCGGUACGGCCGAGGACUGGGUGAUCGACUACUACACAGCCUGCAUCAAGAUCUGGUCGUACCUGCCGCUGGCCAACAAGGCGGCCGGCGCGCUGGGCCGUACACUGGCCAAGCUUGCCAGCGGCGGCGGCGGCGGCGGCGCGGCCGGGGGCAGCUUGGCGGCGGCGCCGCGGCCCGCGCUCGGUAGCAGCAGCAGCAGCAGCAGUAGCAGCGGCGGCGGCGGCGGCGGCGGCGGCGCAGCGGCCGCAGCCGCUGCAGCUAGCGCCGGAGCGCUGCGCGCGGGCCGCGGCUCCAUCCCAAUCGCGACGAGCGGCAGCACCGGCGUCGCGUCCUCGACGUCUGCAACGUCUGCCUCGGUGGCCGCCGCCACCACCGCGGCUACAAUUUCCGCCGCCGGCCCCAUCGCCGGGCGGCGCGCAGGCCUUGGUGCAGCAGGCAGUAGCAGUAGCGGCGUGGCAGCCACAGCCACAGCCACUCCCGCCGGGAGUGCAACCGGCGGCACCCGGGCUGCGCCCAUUGCGGGUCGCCGCGCUGCCGCUGGUACCAGCGCCGCUGCCGCCAGCAGCAGUGGCAUCGGCGCCGGCGGCGCCAACCCGCUGGCCACCACUACUGCCACCGCCCUCGCAAGCAGCGGCGCUAGUGGCGGCGCUGGCAGUAGCAGCCGCAGCCUCGCAUCGGCGGCCGCUGGCGUCGGCGUCGGCGGCGGUGCCGGUGGCGGUGCCGGCGGAGAGGACGACGGCGACGGCGCGGGCGGCGGCGGCGCCGGUCCAGGGCUUCAGGAGCUGUACCUGCGGCUAGGCAACGCCGCGCCGCCCAUUCGGUGGCGCCAGCCGCUCGGCGACAAGGAAAAGGGCAUCUUCACUGCCGAGGAGGUUGCCAAGGCCGCGAAACCAGAGGAGUUUCGCGCCUGGAAAAAGAAGCAAGACCCGAACUGGGAGUCGGUCUAUGAAAUGGAGGGCCUGCCAAAGCAUCUAAUCAAGCAGAUGAAGCUUGACUGGCAGGAGAAAGAGGAGUUUGAGAAGUGGAAGGACUCUGCACUGACCCAGCUCGCGGUGCAGCGCGCAACCAAGGACGCGAGCGCGCGGGCGACACUGGAGCGGCAGGAGCGUGCGGAGCGUGGCGAGCUGUGGCGCGGCCUGGCGGUGUACGGCGCGCUGCGCGUGUUGUGCCUGCACCGCAGCGUGCUGUGCUCUGACGACGUGAAGCAGCUGGGUGCCGUGCUGCGCGCCAGCCGCGGCCUCAAGGAGCUCCUGCUGAUUGAGUGCGAGGCGGAGGAGGAGGGCACGCCCACGCCCGGGGUCGCCACGCGCGGCCGCGGCUUCGGCGCCGCCGGCAGCACUGCGCCGCUCACUGCGCGGCUGCUGGCGGCGGCGCUGGGCGGCAGCGGCAGCCUGACGCGGCUGACGCUGACGCCGCCACGGCUGGCGGCGGUGGAGGAGUGGGAGCCGGGCAUGACGGCGGCGGCGGCCGCUGAGGGCGGGCAGGGGCUGGAGGCGCUGGUGCUGGCGCCUGUGGCGCUGGGACCCGCCGCCGCCAAACAGCUUGCGGAGGUGCUGGCGGCGAUGCCUGCGCUUCGCGGCGGCGCAGUCGACAGCCUCAAGGCGCCGCCGCUGACGGCGCCGCCGGCGGCCGCCGCCGACGAAAUGACGGCAGAGAUGACUCAGCCGUUCAAGCAACCGGAGAGCUACCCCAAAACCGUGCCGGCGGAAACGCUGCGGAAGAUCGACUGGAGGAUUAGCUACCCCCGCGGUACGACACACGAGAUCCUCAGAUCCACGCGCACGCCGGAUCUGUCGUACUAUCCGCAGUAUUGUGGCCCCGUGCCGGAGGCGGAGGUCGCGGCGCUGCCGCACGUGCUGCAUCUGGCCUCGGCUCGCGGCGGCGCGGCUCAGCCCGCACAUCGCGUGGCCGUGCUCACACACUGGCUGUCAGCUGUAGCAGCCGGCCCGGCCCCGGCGGCGGCGGCUGUAGCACGCGCCAAGCUUGCCGCGUCGCGCAAGACCGCCAUCGUCGCAGAGCCCUCCGAGUGCAAGCCUGCGGGCGGGCCGCAAGUGGACGACUCACUGCUUGAGACGGACAUGGAGGUGGGCGCCGCCGGUGUGGAGGCGCGCAUGGCGGCACUGCUGGCGGCGGCCCGGGAUCUGGAGGCGGCCUCCCUCCAGGCCGCGGGCGGCUGCUCCUAUGCCUCCUGCUGGCCGCACCUGGUGCCGCCCAGCCGCCGGCGCGAAGUGCUCGGACCCGAGGCAGACCGCCUGCUGUCGGACGCGCCGCGGCCGCCGCCCCUGCCGGCGGCCUCGUCUGCGGCGGCGACGACGACGGGAGGCGGUGGCGGUGGCGCCGGGUUCGGGGGUGGUGCUACAGCCCUGCUGGCCUCGUCGUUUGGCGGGGUGGCUCUGCCGCCUGGCAGUAGCAGCGCGAUUGGGGUGCUGGGCGGCGGGGGUGCUGUUACUGCUGGCGCCGGCGCCACAGCAUUGGCACCGACGGCAGCGGCUGGCGGCGGCGGCGCACGUGGAGCGGCUGCAGCAGGCGGCGGCGACGACAGUGACGAUGAUUUCACUGACCUCGACAACGUGGGCUGGAAGCCACAGCCGGGGCUCAAGUGGCAGUAGCGGAUGGGUGAAAUGGGCGCAUGUCUACAUUGAUGUCUGCUGGGCCUAGCUGGGUGCGGCAUGGAAGGGCGUACUGAUGAAUACUCGAUUCAUUGAUUCAUAAGGUCAAACUCGAAGUCUUCAAAUGCAAUCGAGAGGCGGUCCAGUCAGGCGCGGUUGGACUGCACCCCGGUCACACUAUCACAGGCCACCGCAGAUAUGGAAUGGCUGUCGCUAUAACUUUUGAUUCUUGGUGCCUAGUCCUAUUGCGGUGAUGGCAUAGGGCACGGUGGUCUGGGCGCAGGCCAGGCGCAGCCAGCAGGAGAGGGGGUUGGGACGUGCGCGUGCAUGCGAUGCGUAGGUGGGGGCUUGGGACCGAGCAGCCUUGACAUUUUGAAAUAUUUAUACGAGCAUGAAAUGUAAUCUCCGCAUGCA
This is a messenger RNA of Chlamydomonas reinhardtii, 4240 nucleotides long. RefSeq lists its product as uncharacterized. The record is from RefSeq and is a predicted model, not a curated record. Lineage: Eukaryota; Viridiplantae; Chlorophyta; Chlorophyceae; Chlamydomonadales; Chlamydomonadaceae. The transcript has 13 exons. The coding region runs from base 137 to 3826 and encodes 1229 amino acids.